Molecule: messenger RNA, 753 nt
Organism: Microplitis demolitor
Lineage: Eukaryota; Metazoa; Arthropoda; Insecta; Hymenoptera; Braconidae
Exons: 4
Coding region: 289-633 (114 amino acids)
Source: RefSeq, a predicted model, not a curated record
UACAGAAAAUGGCGUAAAAGCAUUGAUGCAGGCCGAAUUUAUUUGAAUGAUUUCGAGAAUUUUCCUGCAGAAUUUCCUCGUUCAUUAAAUUUUGAAGACAUAGAAUGCUCUUUUGAUUUAUUAGCUGGUUAUAUUGCUGUGGGAAUAACUCGCAUUGGUUUAAACUGGUUGUAUAAGAUUGAUGAAGGUAUCCACUUAUCACAUUCAUUUUAUUUCGACGAUUAUGUUGAUCGUAAUGAUGGAUUAGAACAUGGGAUUGAAAGUAUAAUUUCAUCGAAUGAAAUUGAAAUGAAACUUUGGAUAACUGGUACUGGAAAACUCAUUUAUGUUGUAUAUUUUCGCAAACAUAUUUUAUUUUUGGACGUUGAAGAAAAGAUUAAAAUUCCAACACCACCAUUUAUUUACAGUCAAGGUUUAGUAAAAUCAUUAAAUUUACGACGAGGAACUGAUGAAUAUUUUUACAUUAUAACUACUAGGAGUGAAAAAAUGCACGUCAUCAGAUUGGAUUACGUUGGAAAUAAAAUAACUACAAAAAAAUUAUUAAUAAUUAGUAAUAAUUCAGUUGAAUGUACUAAGUUUAUUGAUUUUUAUGCAGAGGAGAGAAAAGUACGCAUAGUUAUAGUUGUGAUGUGAAUUGUUUUCCUUGAAUGUUGUUUUCACACGGAAAAAAUGUUCUUUAAAUAAUUACUCUGUAAUUUUGAGUAACUCUGGGCCAAUCCAAAAAAUUGAUAUUUUUUAUUUUAACUUCUAAUA